AUGCAAUUCUCCGUCGCACUCAUUGCUUCCUUCGUCGCCCUGGCCAUUGCCGCACCGAUUGAAGCCCCCCUCGCAAAGCGUGUCGGCAUCUUGAGCACCAAAACAUACGACGAAAUCUCCAUCUCAGGCGGAACAGCCGGCGACGCCCAGGCCGAAGCCAUCGCCGCCCUGACCAACAACGGCGCGAUCGACAUCAACGACCUCUCCAACGUAGACGCGGCCGACAUCGCGUUCUGGGGAUCCGUCAACAACAUCGGCAACGACGCCGAGAAGGGCGCUUUCAACCCGGCCAUCGAGGCCGCGACGGGCGACGAGAAGAGGGCCCUCACCAACGGCAAGAUCAAGAACAAGGUUCUGAAGCUCGAGGCUACCAUCCUUGAGCUCGGAGCCCAGGCUGCGCAGGGCGAGGAUACUGCUGCCAAGAUGGCGGCUGAGCAGAAGAAGCUGGAUAAAAAUAUUGCCUUGGAUAAGAAGGCUGCCGGUCAACCGUCGACUGCUCUGACUUUUGAUGCCUCUACUGAUUAG
Drepanopeziza brunnea f. sp. 'multigermtubi' MB_m1 is the source of this 525-nucleotide messenger RNA. RefSeq lists its product as uncharacterized. The record is from RefSeq and is a predicted model, not a curated record. Lineage: Eukaryota; Fungi; Ascomycota; Leotiomycetes; Helotiales; Drepanopezizaceae.